Messenger RNA from Recurvomyces mirabilis, 213 nucleotides. RefSeq lists its product as uncharacterized. The transcript has a single exon. Lineage: Eukaryota; Fungi; Ascomycota; Dothideomycetes; Mycosphaerellales; Teratosphaeriaceae. The coding region runs from base 1 to 213 and encodes 70 amino acids. The record is from RefSeq and is a predicted model, not a curated record.
AUGGGCGAAGGCAUCGACUACACCUGCGUCCUGCAGCAACAGGGCAUCGAGUCCAUCUGCGUUCUGCGCGGAGAGGGUAUCGACUAUACCUGCGUCCUCCAAGGCGAGGGCAUCGACUACACCUGUGUCCUCCAGGGUGAGGGUAUCGACUACACUUGCACUUUACAGGGUGAGGGUAUCGAUUAUACCUGCUCUGUGCAGGCCCGCGAGUAA